AUGCAGCCGUACACAAAAAACUUUGACACGAGAAGGGUACGUGGGAAAAACAGUUGGUCGCUUCAGUCGGAAAGGGUUAGCUGAAGGUGGAUUUGUGCGUUUGUGUUAGUUACACACUCUGUCAGUGCGGACUCGUUCGCUCAGUUUUUCGCUCUUGUUGUGUUGUGUUCUUGUGUAGCUGACUGCAGCCACAGAAGCGGACCCCGCGGACGCAGUCUGUGAGAAGAAUGUUUGAUCAUUUGCUUCUAUUGUCAACUACGUUAUAGUCUCAGAGAUUGCCUUGUCUUUUUGACCAGUCAUGGAAGACAAUGAGGAAGAGGAGAACUGCAAUAUAUACCCGAGCCUGGUUCCUCUCGGGAGUGAGAUCAGGGCCAGGAUGCAGCAGUUUGUGGAGGAAAGGACGGAAGCCAACAUGUGGACGGCAGUGCUGGUUGGAGCUGUGACAGUUGUUUCUGUUGUUGGAGUUGUCGUGUUUCUUCUUUACAGAAGAUACAAACUGUCAAAAGAAGCAGCCUGCGUUCCUCACUAUCGCUUCAGGAAAAGAGACAAGGUGAUGUUCUACGGCCGAAAGAUCAUGAGAAAGGUUCAGACAUUGUCCUCAGCCCCUGCUUCUAAUUCAAACUCAGCGUCCCGGCAGAGAGGAAGGAAGAGGACCAAAGUCCUGUCUAUAGCUCGCAAAAUCCUGCGUAUCCGGAGGGAACCCCCCACCCUGCAGCCCAAGGAGCCUCCUCCCUGUCUGCUUGAGGCUGACCUGACUGAAUUUGAUGUGCAGAACUCCCAUCUGCCCUCCGAGGUGCUGUACAUGCUGAAAAAUGUCAGGGUGCUUGGCCACUUCGAAAAGCCUCUUUUCCUGGAGCUGUGUCGUCACAUGGUGCUGAUCCCGUUGCACCAGGGGGAGGCACUCUUCCGACCGGGCGACACCGAUGACAGUAUUUACGUGGUUCAAGAUGGCCGCCUGGAGCUGUGCAUCCAUGAGAGCGAUGGCACAGAUGCUGUGGUAAAGGAAGUUUUACCAGGAGACAGUGUUCACAGUUUGCUCAGUAUCCUGGACAUCAUUACUGGCUAUCCAGCGCCUUACAAAACAGUCUCUGCGAGAGCUGCAGUUCCCUCCACUGUCCUGCGUCUUCCAGCCGCAGCCUUCCAAUCAGUCUUUGAGAAAUAUCCUGAAACUCUGGUCCGGGUCACCCAGAUAAUCAUGGUGCGUCUCCAGAGAGUUACCUUCCUUGCCUUACACAACUACCUUGGCCUGACCACUGAGCUCUUCAACCCGGAUGUGAGUGUAGCGUUUGUCAUCUCUGGGUUGCUGCACGUUUACCAGCGCAUGAUAGACCGCGAGGAGGACACCCUGCUGUUUGUCACCCACCCAGGGGAGAUGGUGGGCCACCUGGCUGUUCUCACGGGGGAGCCCCUUAUCUUCACUGUCCGAGCUCAGAGAGACUGCACCUUCCUCUCCAUAUCCAAGGCCCACUUCUACGAGAUAAUGCGUGAGGAGCCCAGGGUGGUGCUGAACGUAGCUCACACUGUGGUGAAGAGGGUGUCACCAUUUGUCAGGCAGAUUGACUUUGCCCUGGACUGGAUGGCUGUGGAGGCUGGCCGUGCCGUCUACAGACAGGGAGACAAGUCAGACAGCACCUUCAUCGUCCUGAGUGGCAGACUGCGCUCCGUCAUUGCAAAGGAUGAUGGGAAGAAGGAGCUGGCUGGAGAGUAUGGCCGCGGGGAUCUGAUUGGUGUGGUUGAGGCCCUUACCCACAUGAACCGAGCCACCACGGUCCAUGCUGUGAGGGACUCCGAGAUGGCCAAGCUACCCGAGGGAGCUCUGAACUCCAUCAAGAGGAGGUAUCCUCAGGUUGUCACCAGGCUGAUUCAUCUGCUGGGGCAGAAGAUUCUGGGAAACAUGCAGCAAGUCAAUGGACCUCUGGCUGCUCGUAGUCUGGCUCUCCAGACCCCCACCAGUAAGUGGGACGCUGGGAAUCCAGCCUCCAACCUGUCCACUGUGGCCAUCCUGCCUGUGUCUGAAGAGGUUCCACUCACUGCCUUCACUCUGGAGCUGCAGCAUGCACUCAGUGGCAUCGGCCCUACUCUACUUCUGACCAGUGACAUCAUCAAACAGCGACUAGGCUCUGCUGCUCUGGACAGUGUCCACGAAUACCGUCUGUCCAGUUGGCUCGGACAGCAGGAAGACAUCCAUCGCAUCGUCCUCUACCAGUCUGACUCUGGCCUCACACCUUGGACCCAGCGCUGCAUCCGCCAAGCUGACUGCAUCAUCAUUGUUGGACUGGGUGAGCAGGAGCCCACUGUGGGUGAGUUGGAGCGGAUGUUGGAGGGCAGUGCAGUUCGCGCUCAGAAGCAGCUGGUGUUGCUGCACAGAGAAGAUGGCCCACCACCCAAAGGGACGGCCGAGUGGCUAAACAUGCGGAGCUGGAUCUCCAGACACCAUCACCUGUCUUGCCCCCGCAGAGUGUUCUCCAAGAGGAGUUUACCUAAGCUGAGAGAGUUGUACCAGCGUGUGUUUGAAAAGUGUCCAGAUCGUCAUUCCGACUUCUCCCGUCUGGCCAGGAUCCUGACGGGAAACAGCAUCGCCCUUGUGCUGGGUGGAGGGGGUGCCAGGGGCUGCUCUCAGGUCGGCAUCCUGCGGGCGCUGAAUGAGGCAGGGAUUCCUGUCGACAUGGUGGGCGGCACCUCCAUCGGCUCCCUCAUGGGAGCGCUGUACGCUGAGGAGAAGAGCAACAGUCGCAUGAGGGUCCGGGCUCGUGAGUGGGCCAUGGAUAUGACCUCUUACUUUAAGAAGAUCUUGGAUCUGACCUACCCUGUUACCUCCAUGUUUUCUGGAGCUUCCUUUAACUCCAGCAUCAGCUCUGUCUUCAAGGGCAAACAGAUAGAGGACCUGUGGUUGCCAUACUUCAACAUUACAACAGAUAUCACAGCUUCCUCCAUGAGAGUCCACACUUAUGGUUCGUUGUGGCGGUAUGUCCGGGCCAGUAUGUCGCUGUCUGGUUACCUGCCGCCUCUCUGUGAUCCCAAAGAUGGACACUUGCUCAUGGACGGAGGGUACAUCAACAACCUGCCUGCCGAUGUAGCUCGCUCCAUGGGGGCCAAGGUUGUGAUUGCAAUCGAUGUUGGAAGUCGCGAUGAAACCAACCUGACCAACUACGGUGACUCCCUGAACGGCUGGUGGCUGCUAUGGAAACGCUUCAACCCUCUGGCUGAGAAAAUCAAGGUCCUGAACAUGGCAGAGAUCCAAACCCGGCUUGCUUACGUCUGCUGUGUGCGGCAACUGGAACUGGUCAAAGACAGUGAAUACUGCGAGUACAUCCGGCCACCCAUCGACCACUACAGCACGCUAGAGUUCGGCAAGUUUGACGAGAUCGCAGAGGUGGGAUACCAGCACGGAAAGACAUUGUUUGAUGUUUGGCUGCGCAGCGGCGUGGUGGACAGCAUGCUGAAGGACAGACAUCAGGAAGAGUUCCACAAGACCAAAACUGGCCAUGUGAUCCACUGUCCAAGCUCCUUCACUGAUGGAAAGGAUGUGUACGAGAAUCGAACUGUGAAGAAUGCCUUAAUCAGUGAGGAACUGUCUGAUGAAUACCAGACCGAUUAUGAUGAGGAGGCGGUGGAAAGCGCCCUGUCUGACUUUGAGGGUUUUACCCCAGGCAGUGAGUACACUGAGGGAGAGGAGACGGCAGACACUGCUGAAACGGAUGAGGAAAUUCCAAUCCGAAUUCGACGUCGCACAAACAAUGCCUCACAAACUCCUAGUGGGCCAUGACAUCCAUCAAAAGCUGUGACUGCCUGUCAGGCUGUGGACAGUGGUCCACAACACACACAUUUCAAUGCAGUAUUUCUGGUAACCUUUGAGAAUUUCCCUCAGUUUGCAUUGAGCAAGGUGUAGCUGAUGCUUAUACAAUUAGCAGUCGGCCAGCAUGCUCACUGUCUUGCUCAAAAACAUUCAGCAGGACAAAAACCUUCCAGCAAAGGGACAUAGUUUUAUUGCGGUGAAGAGUGGGUCUCAUUGUUUCCAGCACUGUUUAAAUCAGUGGGUCUAAAUCUUGAGGAGGUUCCAGGGGGUCCUCAGAAAAGUGGGGAAUAUUUUAAUCUCCCUGUUAUUUCAUGGGCUAGAAGUUAUCCCAGUGAGAGAUUGUAUAACUGUUCUGUUUUCAGGAAUCAGUCUUCACUGUUAAUCUGCUAAUCUGCUAAUCUACAGACAGUUAUUAUAACUUCUCAUUAUUAGAUGGGGAUCCCUGAGACUACAUCUCAUCAAACAUGGACGGAUUUGUAUCAGUGUGGGGGUUCUUGACACCAAAAAGGUUGAGAACCACUUGUUCAGUCCAGUAACAACCACGGUUCUCACUCGUCAUGAAACUAACCCUUCCUGAGUCUACCCCUUUUUGCUUUGAAGAUGGUAAAAGGAUAAAAGGGACAUGUAUAUAUCCACUGUCAUGCACUGUAUGUUCUGACACCUUUCUAUCAGAACCGGCGGGACUUAGGAAGGGUCAAUUUCCCAACAUUUGGGAAAUCCAUGGUUUCUGUCUGUUGACUUUGGAAAAUCAGGAAAAGCAAAGAAUUGUACAAAUCGGUUAAUUUAAGGGAAUAGAGUGUUAAGGGAGUGUUGUUGUUUGUUUGUUUUUUUGGCACAUUCAUUGACUUGUUUGGACUGGUGUUUUCUUACAACUUUAAAAUGCACUACAAUCCUUUGCCAUAAUAUCUCAUUAUAUGCAGUACCACUUUUUGGGACAGUUCUGUGCAUGGCUGGUUCUUACCACAAUAAGCUCAGAUCAUUUUACAAUGUUUACAGAUAAGUUAAAACAGUAUAUACAGUGGUGGCCAAAAUUAUUAGAACACCUGACAGAUCUGAAAAUAUUGACCUUUUUUUGCCUGCAAAACAUGAUUUCAUUUCAUAAUGUUCAUGAAACAUGCAGAUGGUUGCUCUGAGCACAUCAAAUAUCAAAUGAAGUGAAUCCUACUGUUUUUAUCCACUUUUAACUUUAAUAUUUGGUAUGUCCACCUUUUGCAGCAAUUCCAGCAGGACAUUUCUCUGGCAUAGUCACAGUAUAUUUCCUGAGAACUUCAACACUAAUGUUAUCAUGUACAAUGGAUCUGUGCAGUUUAUUUUCCAACUCGCCCCAAAAUUGCUCGAUGGGGUUGACUUUGAGCUUUAAUUCUACCCCCUCCGUGUUUAACUGUUGGCAAGAGACACUAAUUUUUAUAUCUCGCCCUCACCCUCCGUCGAACAUACACUCUUGCUGCCAAACUGUUCAAACUUGGACUCAUCAGUCCACAACACUUCAUACCAAUCUUCCUUUUUCCAUUUUGUGUGUUCUUUUGCCAAUUUCAGUUGUUUCACUCUAUUUUUCUCUUUCAUCAAUGGUUUCUUUGCUGCUAUUCUGCCAACAAGUCCUUCUUCCCCCAUUUUCCGACGCACAGUUAUUGAAGACACUGUUGCACCUUCUCGUGAGGUCGUUCUUCUGUCCUUAAGACUGACAGUUUUGAGAUGCUUCACUUGUCUGUCUGAAAGUUUCUUUUUUCUACCUCUCCCCUUUCGGUUCUGGUGUGAAUUGGUGGCAUCAUGGCAGUUUAAAGUGUACUUUUCAGUGCUUGGACUGCAAAUCAAGUGAUUGGCUAUGCAGCGGUAACUCAAGCAAGCAUCAAAAAGGGCCUUUAUUCGACCCGUUGCUCACUCGUUAGCUCCUUCUUCACCUUAGCCAUGUUCAAAGAGCAACGUGCUUCAAGACUACGUCUAGAGGCUUUUUUCUAUUUUUUUUUUAUUUUUUAUUAUAUAUAUACCAAUUGAACUGCACCCCACAAGAGCUGCAGGUUUGGAGAACCUCUGACCCAGUCGUCUAGCCAUCACAAUUUGGCAAAAGUCGCUC
This is a messenger RNA of Morone saxatilis (striped sea-bass), 5867 nucleotides long. It is a transcript of the gene pnpla7b, whose product is annotated as patatin-like phospholipase domain containing 7b. Gene Ontology annotation, biological process: lipid metabolic process. Gene Ontology annotation, cellular component: endoplasmic reticulum. Gene Ontology annotation, molecular function: phosphatidylcholine lysophospholipase A1 activity. The record is from RefSeq and is a predicted model, not a curated record. NCBI's taxonomy places the organism in Eukaryota, Metazoa, Chordata, Actinopteri, Moronidae.